AAGCGUCAUGCAACGACGUCACUGAGUGUGACGUCAACCCCACGACCCCGCCCAGUUCUUCCUGGACAGACAGAGAGAGAGAAAUGGAGGAGUACGCACGUGAACCUUGCCCCUGGAGGAUUGUGGAUGACUGCGGAGGAGCCUUCACCAUGGGUGUCAUCGGUGGUGGCAUCUUCCAGGCUGUCAAAGGAUUUAGGAAUUCACCAUCUGGAAUGAACCACAGGUUGCGAGGAAGCGUGACGGCUAUUAAAACACGGGCCCCGAUGCUAGGAGGCAGCUUUGCGGUUUGGGGAGGCUUGUUCUCUAUGAUCGACUGCAGCCUAGUCAAAGUGAGGGGGAAGGAAGACCCUUGGAACUCCAUCACGAGCGGCGCAAUGACCGGAGCCAUCCUGGCAGCCAGAAAUGGCGCCGUGGCAAUGGUGGGAUCGGCAGCGAUGGGAGGCAUUUUGCUGGCAUUGAUCGAAGGAGCUGGGAUUCUCUUAACCAGAUUUGCCUCGGCACAGUUUCCAACUGGUCCGCAGUUUGAAGAACCCGCUCCAAUGCCAGCUCCUUCCUUCGGUGACUACAGACAGUAUCAAUAAAGACAUUGCAACUCAAAUAGGGUUUUUUUUUUAUACAUAAAAAAUGUUUAGAAAUUGGAUCAGGAACCCAUUUUGGAUGCCAAGGACCUUAAAAAAAAAAAAAAAAAACUGCAUGAAGGAACUUUUCAAAUGCAACCAGAUAUUUUGAUGGCACAAGUUAACGUAGGUUUUGAGCAGAUAAAUGUGUUUCUUUUAGAGAUGUGCUGCUGUCUGUACAGUGUCGGUUUGUUUGACUGGAUUACGUCUCAUUUAAAUUGCUUUGGUGGCAUGAUUUUAUGUGCGCUGUCAGCAGGAACACAGUUAAAAACAGAAGAAAACAAAUAGUCUGGUAUUGUUAUUGAAUUUGUAAUAUAGUGUACAUACAGGCUUCGCAAAAUUGUAUUUAGUAUGUAAACCCCAUAUUUUGCCCUUUCCUUUCUAUUGCUGUAGAGUGACUGUGACAGAUGCAUAAGCCGCUAUAAUUAAUUGAGAAGGGAUGGGAGAGUAAUAUUAUCUGUUUACUUCUAUGAGAAACUUGCCUUGGGUAAUGAAUCAUUUUUUCCCCCCACUGCGUUUGCCAGACCCACGUGACUACAGUGCCACACUGCUGUAAGAACAUGACGUUAUUUGUAAUCUGUUGGUUAGCAAACUGUAUUAUACAUCUGUUACUGUUUUAGCAAGAAAUUAUAGUUGUUGGUUUUUUUUUUUUUUCCAUUAAACAACAAAACAAACUUGUGGUCUAGCCCCCUCAUGUCUUGCUGAGUUUCGCUGCUCAGUCAGAAAGCAGGCAGCUUGACGCGAGGAUGUUGUUUUGUGGCAGGUUGCAUUGAGAAGCGUGCCUCCUUGCUCAGCAGCGUGUGUGCAAACUGGGUACCUGAAAGUGUGCUGCUAACCUCACUGCAAAUAUCUGGAAGUGCAGUUAGUACCGGAGCAAGUGUCGUGCCUUAUGUGGGUUAGUCUGGAGAAAUACUCAUAUCCUUUUGUGUGUUCAUCUCUGUAAUUUAGGGCACUAAAAAGAACUAGAUUCACUAUAGGGUACUAACAGUCAUAUAAAAAGAUGCAGUCUAACAAAA
Acipenser ruthenus (sterlet) is the source of this 1633-nucleotide messenger RNA. Its product is annotated as mitochondrial import inner membrane translocase subunit Tim17-A. Gene Ontology annotation, molecular function: transmembrane protein transporter activity. Gene Ontology annotation, biological process: protein import into mitochondrial matrix. Lineage: Eukaryota; Metazoa; Chordata; Actinopteri; Acipenseriformes; Acipenseridae. The coding region runs from base 84 to 581 and encodes 165 amino acids. The record is from RefSeq and is a predicted model, not a curated record. The transcript has 6 exons. Gene Ontology annotation, cellular component: mitochondrial inner membrane; TIM23 mitochondrial import inner membrane translocase complex.